AGACCAUGCACUGUCAUUGUUGAGUUGACAUUGACAAAAAACACUAUUGUUAGGAAAGGUAGAUUUUUGUUAAGAAUACAGAAUUAUGAGUUGAAGUUUAUAUUUUGAAUAUGUGUGAGGUGCAGUUUGAUGUUCUGGCCGAAUUUUCAUUAAAAAAUCAAGAGGAUACAUUUAAUGUUAGUUUCAUUAGCAGCAGAACAUUUAUACGAACAAAAAUUUCUAAACAAUUUGUAUCGGCUGAACAGAGUGCUUCUGAAGAAGAUAAUCAAUUAGAUGAAGAGUUUUAUAAAAUAUAUGAAGAUUUGUCCAUACAAAACGUACAAACUAAAUCAGAAACUGAACAAGAAGUCGUAAGUUGUUACUGUAGCGCGUCUCACACUGAUAAUCUUUCAACUGAUGAACACGAAAGUUUAAGAGAGAUACAUACUGUUCCAAAAACUAUUCAACAAAGUGAUAGUGGUACAGAUCUUAACGAACAGUUUAUACAUGAUAUCGAAUCAGAUUGGAACAAAUUUUGGUCUCUAAACGGUGAAAAAUUGAUAUGGGAAUCUUGGAUAGAUAAAUAUAGUCAAUACAUCAAUCCAGAUUACAUUUCACAGAAAAAAUUGGGGGAAGAAUAUAAUUUACUUGCUGAAAGUUCUAUAGAAGAUAAUUAUACAUCACACAAUCCAAAGAAGUUUACUUUUAACGAAAAGGACGUUCAUGCUUUCACUACAGAUCUUCAACAGGCUUGUUUGAAACAAAUCGAUAAAAACCAAGGAAUAAAAAAGGAGAGCAGUUCAAGAAAUCAAAUUCUUUUAAGAACUUUAUCAGGUAGCGACGAAAAGAUAUCUACAGAAAUCUCAGAAGGUUGGAAUCCUCUAUCUCCUUCAAGCAUAGACGAAGAAACGGAAGCUGAAAGAUUACUAACUUCUAGGUGCUGCUCUCGCACAAGUAGUAGUUUGAAAACGAUAGAUUCCAUUACAAAUGUCACUCGAAUGACAGUUUCUUCUAUAGAUUUAAGCAAUAGCACAACCAGUUCGGAUAGUUUUUCUUCUGUCAGUUCGGUACAUAGUUCGGUCAGUUCGGAGGAUUCUGAAGAAGAUUAUCAGCAUCAGUGGAAUGCUUUAUGGAAAAAACAUUACGAAGAUCAAUAUUUAGAGCAUUACAAUAAGUUCAUUCAAUCUGUUAGUGGAAUCGUGGCUUUAGAUAAAAGUAAAGAAAUGAGUGUCAGCGAUCAAUCAAUAAAAACAGCUAUCCACGAUAACGAAGAAUCUACAUUAUUAGAGAACGAAUCUACACAUCUUGAAACUGAUGAACAAGUACCUAGUAUUUCACACAGCAAUAGCACAAGCGAUGAAGAAAGCGAAGAAGAAAAUACGAUUUAUAAAGAAAUGAUCGCUAUGGGUCUACCUACUACAUUCGGAUCUAACAAAAUAUAUAAAUCACAAAAUUUUGAUAAAACCGAAUGUAUUAAAAGCCCAAAAGGAAAGCGUGACUUCAACUCUAACAGGAGUAGAGUGAAAGCAGCAUUCAAUUUAAUAGGAAUAGAAUUCCAGGAAACUUCAAAGGAAUUAUUAUCAGGAGAAGUAAAUUAUAAGAUGAAACAUAUCAGACAACAAAAUAGACAUCUCAAACUACGACCCGAGGCAAAAAAACCAAAACAUUUUAUAUUCGAUGACGAAGGAAACGCAUUUCCAAAACAGGAAACAAUCGAUCACAAUAUAUUUUCCGAAAGCUCUGACAAUGAGCUUAGUUCUUGCGAAGAAGAAGCUAUUACCGGUGAUGCACCUGUAUCACCGACUGUGGAAGAAAAAAUUGAAGAGGUUCAAACAACAAAAAGGAAACGGAGGAAAAGAAAACAACCUCAAUAUCCACCAGAAAUUAAAAAUAAUUCCAAGUUGAGGAAAUAUUGGCAGAAGAGGUUCAGUUUAUUUAGCAAAUUUGAUAUGGGAAUUAAACUGGAUGAAGAAAGUUGGUAUUCUGUGACACCAGAGCAAGUAGCAAAACACACUGCAGAGAGGUGUAGGUGUGAUGUUAUCAUAGAUGCUUUUUGUGGAGCAGGUGGAAAUUCAAUUCAGUUUGCGCUUAAUUGCAAAAAAGUUAUAGCGAUUGAUAUAGAUCCCAAGAAAAUAGAGCUAGCACAAAAUAACGCCAAUGUUUAUGGAGUAUCGGACAAAAUUGAGUUUAUAAUUGGAGAUUUCAUACAAUUGGCUGGAGGUCUGAAAGCCGACGUAGUCUUUUUGAGUCCUCCUUGGGGUGGACCUUCGUAUCUUUCCGAACCGUUAUAUGAUCUUGAAACGAUGUUAUUGCCAGUUCCUUUCUCACAAUUAAUUGCAAGCGCAAGGAAGGUGACAUCAAAUGUGGUAGCUUUUUUACCUAGAAACUCUAAUACAUUUGUGGAAGGAAGUGAAAGGUACAACUUGUGGUUAUAUGUCAAAAUCCAUAAGCAUUAAGACGAAUGCCGGUGUUCCCUUCCAUAAUGGCACUCCAUACCAUUUCUGAUUCCCCACCUUAUGAAUACCUUGGUGGUAUGGUCUUGUAUAUACUGGAAAACGUCGAUCAUGAUCGAAUAGGCAAAAUCUGGAAUCAUUUCAGAACAUUACAUUCCACCGUUUGUGGUCUUCUCAGUCUCUAGUAAAUUUAAGUCACGCUAGCCGAUGUGCUGUUGUUAACUAGAGUUCGAUUAUAUAAGUGACACGUCUACAGCUCUGAUCUGCUCUUCUUUGAUUACUUCUUGUCUGUUGCUACAUUCUUAAUAUUCUAUAAAUUAAGGAUAGUACCAUUUGUACUUGUGAAAAGACUUUUACGAUCAAUGCAAUAGCACUUUUUGGGGUUUUAUGUUAAUAUUAGGGUUCAUUUUAAAAUAUUAAUUGAGUUACAGAGCUAGAUUGUGUAAUUGGAUGUAAAAGAUUUUGAAAUAAACUAUUUCUUGCAGAAACCUAAAGUGUUUUUUACUAAAAGUUUUAACUGAAUGUCAAAUUAUGCUUCAAUUUUGUAGGGGAGUGUAUUUCUGUACUUUUUUACUUAUCAAUUAAUGCCAUAAACUUUUUUAAUUUUAUAGUUGGCCAAGGAGGCAGGGCUAGGUGGAAAAGUGGAAAUAGAACAAAAUUUUAUCAAUAAAAAAUUAGUAGCAAUUACUGUAUAUUAUAAUAACUUAAUUAAGGAAAAAUAACGAUAUUUGUUACUAGUUACAAUAAGAUCGUUUUUAAAUUACGUAAUCAUAAAACUAAAAUGUGUUGUUUGAGAUUUGGAGUAUCAGAAAUGACGAAAGCUAUUUUUUACGAAAAAAAAAAAAACUGAAACAGUAAAAUGUUCCUUCUCUUCGUUUUAACCUUAUUAUUACUGUAAUGUAGUUAAUCUUUUAUUUGGCUUUUUAUAAACUAUGUAUAUAGAAAUAAAUCGCACAUGAAGUAUAAGCCUAUCUUAAAGCGUUAAUAAACUAGAAUAA
Molecule: messenger RNA, 3430 nt
Organism: Diorhabda carinulata
Lineage: Eukaryota; Metazoa; Arthropoda; Insecta; Coleoptera; Chrysomelidae
Gene: Tgs1
Product: trimethylguanosine synthase
Exons: 11
Coding region: 111-2435 (774 amino acids)
Biological process (GO): 7-methylguanosine RNA capping; 7-methylguanosine cap hypermethylation
Cellular component (GO): nucleus
Molecular function (GO): RNA cap trimethylguanosine synthase activity
Source: RefSeq, a predicted model, not a curated record